Molecule: messenger RNA, 429 nt
Organism: Haemonchus placei
Lineage: Eukaryota; Metazoa; Nematoda; Chromadorea; Rhabditida; Trichostrongylidae
Source: the annotation of a GenBank genome assembly
AUGGGAUGUGAUCAAACAGCCACAAUCAGAAUGUUCUUAGUUCUUGCACUGCUGAUCAUUACUCUAGCCAAUUGUGAAGCCCGUGACCACAAGCUGCCUUCGGACUUGAAAAGUACAUUCGAGGAGAUCAAUGAAGAAUACAACACACAUAUGAAAUGGGACGCUGAUCUGGCAGACAAGGCAGCGAAGGAAGCACUAACGCCAUACCAUGAAGGAGCUUAUUUGAAGAUCAGAGGCCAAAAGGAGUUUUCGAAGAAAGAUGAAUCAACAUUGGCGGACAGACUGCAUCUCAUCUUGAAGAACCCCUUCAAGAGAAUGGGAAACAGAGUGAGUUGGAUCAACAAGAUGUUCACCACAUCACAGCAAAGUAAUACUGCGGAUGAGAAACUUUCUAGAGCUUACGUUGAAUUGGCCAGCGGCAAUGGAUAA